AUGCACGCCUCAUCUUUCGAAAACGAGAUCCGUGAUGUCAUUAUCAUCGGCGCUGGGCCUUGUGGAUUGGGUGUCGCGGCCCGCUUACAAGAAGAAACGCCCUCGGCAAUGUUCACGGAUGAAGAGCACCAGCGAUAUCAUUGGAUUAAGAAGCAUACGGGGAGGAUGAAGCUUGUUCAGGCGGGACACAGCAAGAUGAAUGGGGUCCGGGCGGAGAAAUGGAAUGCAGCGAAGAAAUGUCCCUGCGAUAUCAGACAGGGAGAACAUGGUCAGAAUAUGAACGAGCGCCGAGGAUCAAUCGAUUCGGUCUCGUCUGUGCCUUCGCUUUCGUCUUCUACUAACUCCUCCGAUUCGACAUAUUCUACUCUUGUUCUCGACGGCACGGGCGAUAAAUGGAUGCAACGAUGGAAUAAUGCUUUCCGUACUUUGGAGAUAAAGCAGCUACGCAGUCCAAUGUUCUUUCAUCCGGACCCCAGCGAUCGGGAUGGCAUGUUGGCUUAUACACAAGAGGUAGGGAGGGAGAGUGAUCUGUGGGAAAUUUCUGGCUGUGUUGGGAAGGAAAUGAGCAAGCAUAAGAAGAAGAAGAGAAGACAAGGUGGAAAGCAGCAAUCCAUCGGGGGCGAGAUCGACGAAAGAGACCGCAAGGACUACUACUCUCCAUCUACGGAUCUCUUCACAGACUACUGCAACUCCAUCAUCGACAGAUACAAUCUUGAUGGACAAGGUCAGAUCUUAAAGCAGGAGAUCACGGGGAUCACAUAUGAUUUCCUCCCCGAGCGUGGAGAUGUACCGGUAUCAAACUCGAAGAUCUUCACUCUUACUUCCUCAACCGGCCAGAAGUUCUAUAGCAAAGCCGUAGUGCUUGCGAUAGGAGCCGGUGGAGCGGGUAUAUCCAAAAUACUCCCUUGGAAACCAUCAACAGAGGAAGAAGGUGCAUCGGCAUGCUGCCACAGUAUGGAAAUUAAGACUUUCCCAAGUGCGAAUGUGAAGAAUAAGAUCCAGCGCCGACAGCAAACCAAUGUGGUGGUUGUGGGAGGUGGACUUUCUUCAGCGCAGAUCGUUGAUAUGGCUAUUCGGAAGGGUGUGACCAAGGUGUGGUUCUUGAUGCGUUCUGAUAUGAAGGUCAAACAUUUCGAUAUCAGUCUACCCUGGAUGGGAAAAUAUAAGAACUGGGAAAAAGCAGCGUUUUGGUCUGCUGACACUGACGAGGAGCGCCUGGAAAUGAUCAAGGUGGCCCGAAAUGGCGGUAGCAUCACGCCCCGCUACACUCGGAUCGUGAAGCAGCAUGCCGCGCAUCACCGCGCGUCGAUCCACCCGCGUACGGUGAUUAGCUCGCAUCAGUUCAAUGCAGAGACGCAAACCUGGAGCUUGGUCACUGAUCCACCGAUUCCGGACCUACCUCCGAUCGACUACAUCUAUUUUGCAACAGGGGCGGGCGCCGAUAUCCGCCAAAUGUCCUUACUGAGCGAUAUGAAUGCCCAAUACCCAAUUGAAGUUAAAGAGGGACUGCCCUGUUUGACAGAUGAUCUCAUGUGGCGAGAAGACGUACCUUUGUUCAUGACGGGAAGAAUGGCAGGGCUCCGGUUAGGGCCCGGAGCUCCGAAUCUCGAAGGCGCGAGACUUGGUGCGGAGCGGAUCGCCUGGGGCCUGGAGGAGAUUCUGGAGAAGAAGCAAGAGGUUGGGGAGCAGUGCGAGGGGUUCUGUGGGCUGGGUAAUCGGUAUGCCUCACUGGUUGGUGAUGACAGCACGGAGGAGUAA
Penicillium waksmanii is the source of this 1758-nucleotide messenger RNA. Its product is annotated as FAD binding domain protein. The record is from RefSeq and is a predicted model, not a curated record. Lineage: Eukaryota; Fungi; Ascomycota; Eurotiomycetes; Eurotiales; Aspergillaceae. The transcript has 4 exons. Bases 1 to 1758 code for a protein of 585 amino acids.